AGCCGACUUGCCAAUAGCACGCCGAGUAAUAUUCCGCAACUCUGCAAAGGCUCCAGUCUCUCUUAAAGUGCCCUCCUUUGAGAAUCCCUAGAAUCGACCCAUCAUGCCGAAAGCACCUAAGUCGCCCGGCGUGCGCGACCAGCGACACAACCCUCUAGCCGAAGAAUAUGCGCCCUCAGACCCGUGGAAGAACAAGGCGCAAAAGCGACAAAAGCGCAGCAAGGGCGACAAGGACGACGAAGAGGAGCAGAAAUAUGUAGACUCUAAGAGCUCGCGCAAAAUCUUGGAGAUUGGCCGAGAGCUGGAAGAGGAGGAUGCACGAGAAACCAAGGCUAAGAGACCACGAGAGGCCAACCCUGCGUUUGACUUUGAGACACGCAUGGGAGAAGAUGACAUGAUCGAGGAAGACGUAGUGCACGCAGAGGAUGACGACGAAGCGUGGGGCGACGAUGACGAAGAGGUCGAGGAAGUUGAGAUUGAUGCGAAUGACUUGGCGGCAUGGAACAAAUUCAUCCCAACUGACGACAACCCAAUUGUAUGGCCUGGCGAAGAAGCGCAACCUUCAGGACCAGGCACAGAUCUAGCUGCACUCAUUCUCGAGAAGAUCGCCGCACACGAGGCCGGAGGCGAAGUGCAGCACCCAGAAAUUCAAGGCGGCGGUGCUCCAGAAGAUGCCAUUGAACUACCCGCCAAGGUUGUUGAAGUAUACUCCAAAAUUGGCCUCAUCCUGAGCCGCUACAAGAGCGGCAAGCUACCCAAGCCAUUCAAGAUCCUCCCCACAAUCCCCGCCUGGGAAACCCUCGUUGCCAUCACUCGUCCCGACGACUGGACCCCCAACGCAACCUACGCAGCAACCCGCAUUUUCAUAUCUGCAAAGCCUCAAACCGCCCAAAUCUUCCUCAACACCAUCCUCCUCCCGCUCGUCCAACAAAACAUCCGCGAAACCCACAAGCUAAACGUGCACCUGUAUAACGCCCUGAAGAAAGCCCUAUACAAGCCCUCCGCCUUCUUCAAGGGCAUCGUCUUCCCCAUGCUCACCGAUAUUUCCUGCACACAACGCGACGCCGUCAUCGUCGCCUCUGUCGUCGCCAAAAUCUCCGUCCCCGUCCUCCAUUCCGCAGCCGCUCUCCACCGCCUCUGCGAAAUCGCCGCCGAGCAAAUGUCAUCGGACCCCGAUGCCGCAGGCCCCUGCAACAUCUUCAUCAAAACACUGCUCGAAAAGAAAUACGCGCUCCCCUACAAAGUCAUCGACGCCCUCGUCUUCCACUUCUUGCGCUUCCGUGGCGUAGGCGCUAGCAGCGCUGAUGCCAUGGAUACGGAAUCCGUAGCUGGCGACUUGGGUAACACGGGGAAACUGCCAGUGAUUUGGCAUCAGUGUUUGCUGGCGUUUGCGCAGAGAUAUAGGAACGAUAUCACUGAGGAUCAGAGGGAGGCGUUGCUGGACUUGUUGCUUACGAGGGGUCAUAGGAGUAUUAGUGCGGAGGUAAGGAGGGAGUUGCUGCAGGGGAGGGGGAGGGGUGUGAUGAUUGAGCAGCCGAGUGUGGGGGUCGAUGGGGAUGAUACUAUGAUGGGGGUUGAUGCGUAAAUAUCUCGCAUGUUCUUUCUGCUGUUUCUUGGAGGGUUUAACGACGAUUUCAUGAGCAUUUUACGGCGUUUUAUGGGGUUCAAGGGAAAAGGGCCUCUGCGGAAGCUUGACAUGUUACUAUCUCCCUUUUCCUAGGGAGGAAAGGUUCUUAUGAACAAUGGAUAUUUCUUCUUAUAUACGUGUUGCCUUAUUCUGUCUUGAUAUCCGCCAUGCGCUUGUAAAAAGCGACAUACCCCUUGAUCUUAUUCAUGCUCUCGAGCGGCUCCGGGUAGUACCAUGCUGCGUCCUUGACUUCGGUCUUGUUGGUCGUGAUGGUGUAGUAGCUUGCUUCUCCCUUGUAGGGACAGUGCGUUUUUGUGCUUGUAGGGCUGAAGUGAGAUUGCUUGAUGGCGGUUGGUGGGAACUAUUUGCGGGUAAUUUGUUAGUUUCGGUUGAUGAAGCAGAAAGAAA
This is a messenger RNA of Bipolaris sorokiniana ND90Pr, 2035 nucleotides long. RefSeq lists its product as uncharacterized. The record is from RefSeq and is a predicted model, not a curated record. NCBI's taxonomy places the organism in Eukaryota, Fungi, Ascomycota, Dothideomycetes, Pleosporales, Pleosporaceae. Gene Ontology annotation, biological process: rRNA processing. Gene Ontology annotation, cellular component: cytoplasm; preribosome, small subunit precursor; nucleolus. The transcript is spliced from 2 exons. Gene Ontology annotation, molecular function: snoRNA binding. Bases 104 to 1585 code for a protein of 493 amino acids.